Molecule: messenger RNA, 1413 nt
Organism: Dovyalis caffra
Lineage: Eukaryota; Viridiplantae; Streptophyta; Magnoliopsida; Malpighiales; Salicaceae
Source: the annotation of a GenBank genome assembly
AUGUUCCUGGGCUGUUGUAGCUUCAAUGUCACGCCUUAUGUACUUGCAAACACAAGAAGUAGAGAUAAAAAUAGAAGAGGGCUUUGUUGCAAAGCAGCAACUCCACAAAUCUAUGCCAGUAGCGAAGAGUACAACGAGAACAACAAAAAGAAGGUAGUCAUUGUUGGCACAGGCUGGGCUGGUCUUGGUGCUGCUUACCACCUCUGCAACCAGGGAUUUGACGUUACUGUUAUUGGAGAUGGGUAUGAUUUUGGUGAUCCUGAUGAUGUUGGCAUCCAUGGUACAGAAAUGAUCAUGAUAUUGAUGAUUGCUUGCAGUCAGGGUCUAAUCAGAUUGGCUAAACAGGAAAUCUCUUACAUCAUGGAUGGACUGGAGCUUCUCAAACAGUCUGGCUUCUCAGAAAGACUUUAUCAGGAUGUUUUUGGUACAUUACUUCAAGUGGGUUUGUCUGCUCCACUAGAGCAAUGCAGUGCGGCUGCCGCUCUCGGAAUGCUACAUUUCAUGGCCAUUUCGCAUCAGGGAGAUUUCGAUGUGGUAUGGUGUCGUGGAUCGGUCAAAGAAAAAAUUUUCAAUCCAUGGAUUGAGUUGAUGAGGAGUAAAGACUGUCAAUUUGUGGACAGUAAAAAAGUGACAGACUUCUUCUUUAACGAGGAAACAGGUCGCAUUUCGGAUGUGAUCUGUGACAAUGAGACAUAUAGGGCUGAUGCAGUUAUUUUGGCUGUUGGAAUUUCCACGGUUCAGGAACUGACUAAGAAUAGCGCAGCAUUAUGUACAAGGGAGGAGUUUCUGAAGGUCUUAAACCUGGCUGGCGGUGAUUUGGUAUCCACUAAGCUUUGGCUUGACAAGAAGAUCAGGAUUCCAUUUGCAAGGAAUGCUUGCUCUUCAUUUGAUGAUUCAUCUGGGUGGACUUUCUUUGACUUGAACGAACUUUUCGACGAGCAUAAGAGCAGUCCUGUAACAAUUGUGCAAGCUGAUUUUUAUCAUGGCAAUGAGUUGCUACCGCUUAAAGACGAAUAUAUAGCAACAAAAGUAAUGUCAUAUCUUUCUAAGUGUGUUAAGGACUUUGAGACAGCUCAAGUGACCAAUACAGAGAUUGCCAGAUUUCCAAAAUCCUUGACUCGUUUCUUUCCAGGUUCGUACAAAUACAUGAUGCGCGGAUCUACAUCUUUCCCAAACUUGUUCAUGGCUGGCGAUUGGAUAAUAACGCAGCACGGAUCAUGGUCACAGGAAAAAUCUUACGUGACUGGACUUGAAGCUGCCAACCGGGUGGUGGACUUUCUCGGUGAAGGAAACUUAGCUAAAAUAAUUCCAGUUGAGGAAGAUGAGCCUCAUAUCCAAGCACUCCGUAACCUCAACAGAAAUUUUAAGGAGUUCAACUCUCGAUUUCCACUGUCUAAUUAUCUCCUCCAUUGA